This is a messenger RNA of Melanotaenia boesemani (Boeseman's rainbowfish), 2405 nucleotides long. Its product is annotated as alpha-2Db adrenergic receptor-like. Lineage: Eukaryota; Metazoa; Chordata; Actinopteri; Atheriniformes; Melanotaeniidae. Gene Ontology annotation, cellular component: membrane. Gene Ontology annotation, molecular function: alpha2-adrenergic receptor activity. Bases 823 to 2292 code for a protein of 489 amino acids. The record is from RefSeq and is a predicted model, not a curated record. The transcript is spliced from 2 exons. Gene Ontology annotation, biological process: adenylate cyclase-activating adrenergic receptor signaling pathway; platelet activation; regulation of smooth muscle contraction.
UCAUCUCUCCUCUGUGAGUCUCUCCUCUACCUCCUCCUCCUCCUCCUCUCUGUUUCAGCAGUAGAGAACCACUGAACAGCGGAGGCAGCAGCACCUCUAUCACUCAGCUCGGCAACAACUCGCACCAAAGUGAGGACCCCUGUUUUUCUUUCUUUUACCUCUCCCUUUUAAAUGACAUCCUCCUUUUAAUAUUUUUUCUUCCAAUUCAAUGUUUUCUGUCAUUUCUUCUGUACUUUUCAAUCCUUUUUUUUUUUUUUUCCUAUAUUGAUCUAUCUCGGAGUGCAGCAGUAUGAGGGUACCAUGCAUCCCAAAUAGGGUUUCUGUCCUUGCUCCAACUAGAGCAUGUAGCCAUAUGCUUUUUUUCCCCCAUCUCAUUGGAAAUAACUAGGCCAGUCUUGUGGCUUUUAUACGGCACGUCAACUUCUGAUUCCUGAUGUGCAUGGAUCUGAACGGAUAUUUCAAGGUAUGACUUUUUUUUUUUCUUUUUUUUUUAAAGAUAAUUUUAAAUCAUGCAAAUCCUUCGUGCGGUGACAGACUGUUGGAACAUGAGGACUGACAUCCAGCAGCUCAUUUCUGGGUUUAUAAUGAGGAUGUCAUGCAAAAAGGACUAAAGAAAUGCAGGUGUAAUUGUUAUUCUGUGAGACAGAUCAUUUAUUUUUUACAAAUCAAGUAUUUUGAAGCUGCAGGAUGUUAUUGGAUGUUAUUUUGGGCUCCUGAAAGCUUUUUUCUUCAUCAUUUUUUGUCAGAGUGGAACAAAGUCUCUGCAUCAAAUGCAAAGACAGUUAAAAACACCAGGAUCAUAAUGUCAGUCAUUUAACCAGGAUGGACUUCUCAGUUAUAUCCACUCCUAUCAUGGCCACAUUUCCGGCUACUUUACCACCAAACUCUUCUUUGGAGAAUGUCAGCCAAACAUCUUCUUCCUUGUCGAGGUCCCCUCCUCUGGCUCCUCACUCGCAGGUGGCCUCAGUGUUCAUCGUGCUGGUGGUCACAGUCAUCAUUUUGGGGACUGUGGUGGGAAAUGUGUUGGUUGUGGUGGCGGUUUUCACCAGCCGAGCCCUGAGGGCACCUCAGAAUCUCUUCCUGGUGUCUCUGGCUUCAGCUGAUAUCCUGGUGGCAACACUGGUCAUCCCCUUCUCCCUGGCCAAUGAGGUCAUGGGCUACUGGUAUUUCGGUUCCACCUGGUGUUCCUUCUAUCUGGCUCUUGACGUCCUGUUUUGCACUUCCUCCAUUGUCCAUCUCUGUGCCAUCAGCCUCGACCGAUACUGGUCCGUCACUAAGGCAGUAAGCUACAACCGCAAGCGGACGCCUAAACGGAUUAAAGUGAUGAUCAGCAUCGUUUGGCUUAUAUCGAUCAUCAUCUCCUCUCCACCGCUUCUUAUGUCCCAGACAGAGAAUGAUUUGGAGAUGGACGACGAGGAGAAUGUACACAGACAGGAGUGUCUCAUCAACAACCAGACGUGGUAUAUCCUCUCCUCCUGCCUGGUGUCUUUCUUUGCUCCUGGAGUCAUCAUGAUCCUUGUUUACUGUAAGAUCUACCGUGUUGCAAAGCAGCGAGCCUCCACUGUGUUUGUGGCGAAGAACGUGUUGGAGCGGCAGCCAUCGCAGUCUGAGACGUGCUUCGUGGGCACUCCCAUGACUUGUCAAAGGAAGGGCAAAGUUCCUUAUGAGCUGGACAGCCCGCGGCCUGCUAACCGAUGCAGCUCUUCCAACAUAGACAGCAACAGCAGCACUCACAGGAGGGAAGAGUUGGAUGACAUCGACCUCGAGGAGAAGAACUGCGAAGCUGACAUGAAACUAUCCUCCAAAUUUUCCUCAUCCCUCCGCCUUCCGCGGAGGGCUGUUGGGAGGGUGAAAACAGAGGAGGGAAGGGACGGUGAGGGAACAGCAAACAGACUGAAACCUCCUCCUCCUCCCCCAUCCUGCGCCUCCAUAUCAUGGGCAUCAUCCGAUCAGUGUUCCAAUCACUACCUCCUCCCCUCUCCUCUGCCUCUCCGCAGCAGGCAGAUGUCUCUGUCCAAAAACAAAGUGGCACAAAUGCGGGAGAAGCGCUUCACGUUCGUUCUGGCUGUGGUGAUGGGAGUUUUCGUCUUGUGCUGGUUCCCUUUCUUUUUCACUUACAGCCUCCAUGCUAUCUGCAGGGAGAACUGCACCAUCCCUGACACACUCUUCAACCUGUUUUUCUGGAUCGGAUACUGCAACAGCUGUCUGAACCCCAUCAUAUACACCAUUUUUAACCGAGACUUCAGGAGGGCCUUCAAGAGGAUUUUAUUCCACACUCAAAAACAAACAUAAGCUGAGAAUGUAUGAUGUUUGUGAGUGGCUUUCAGCUUGCUCACACAUACACAAAAACACACAAAUGUGCACACAGUUUCAAUCCUGUUUUCCACUGUGCUGUCAUAUCGACA